This is a messenger RNA of Nothoprocta perdicaria, 2099 nucleotides long. RefSeq names its product regulator of G protein signaling 5 (gene RGS5). The record is from RefSeq and is a predicted model, not a curated record. NCBI's taxonomy places the organism in Eukaryota, Metazoa, Chordata, Aves, Tinamiformes, Tinamidae. The coding region runs from base 66 to 611 and encodes 181 amino acids. The transcript is spliced from 5 exons.
GAGACGCCUGUGUCCGACAGCUCCCGUGCUUUUCCUUGGAGCCGGAGGAGUCACCGCGUGCCAAGAUGUGCAAGGGCUUAGCUGCGCUGCCCCACACGUGCCUGGAGAGGGCCAAGGAGAUCAAGACCAAGUUAGGGACACUGCUCCAGAAGCCUGACUCGGCCAUUGACCUCAUCAUCCCCUACGCGGAGAAGCCGGAGAAGCCGCCCAAAGCCCACAAGCCGUCRCCGGAGGAGGCUUUGCAGUGGCGCGACUCCCUCGAGAAGCUCCUGCAAAACACCUACGGGCUCGCCAGCUUCAGCAGCUUCCUGCGCUCCGAGUUCAGCGAGGAGAACAUCGAGUUCUGGGUGGCCUGUGARGACUACAAGAGAACUAAGUCUCCUGUGAAGAUGGCGGAGAAAGCCAAGAAGAUCUACGAGGAGUUCAUCCAGACCGAGGCCCCCAAGGAGGUGAACAUCGACCACUUCACCAAAGCCGUGACCAUGAAGAACCUGGUGGAGCCGUCAGCCAGCAGCUUUGACAUGGCCCAGAAGAGGAUCUUUGCCCUCAUGGAAAAGGACUCCCUGCCCAGAUUCGUGCGCUCGGAGAUUUAUCAGGAGCUGGUCAAGUAGCAACAGGGCCAGGCUAGGCGAGGCCCCCCAAAAGGCCAMCCCACCGCUUCCCUCCUACCCCAUCCUCUGCUCCUCACUGCUUUGCUUUCCUGUGCCACCCCUUAGAGCAUCCAGGAGCGCUGCUGAACACCCCUCCCAGGGCUUUGGACUCCCCCAUAGAGAUCCCUCCCUUGUAGCCUCUGUCCUUUCUCAUCAAAGGAGAUGAAUUAGCAGAACCACCUGGUGAACAUCCCCCAGCUUUAGGUGGUGGCUCUGGAAGCAGCUGRGCAGCCCGCAGUGGCUCAGCCCCAUCUGAGCGGUGCUGGGGGGUCCUGAGGCUGAGAUUUCCCCCGGGCAAUAUCCCUGCCUGCUCCUCCAUCUGCUUCCCCCCAGCACAAGCGGCUCACGAUGCUUCUUGCCCUCUUUCUGCCAGGUUUGCCCGUGCUGCUGGUUUGGCUCCAGCAGCUUUUCUGGGAUGCCAGAGCCAUGUCCAGGCACAGAUCCAAACAGGGCCAUGGAUGAGAUGGGGGAGUGAAACUGUGCUGGGGGGAAGAGGGUGGGAAGGCUGCUGACUGGAAGCAUCCCAAUCCAGUUCCAAACAGAAAAAGGAAAAAAAAAAGAAAAGAGUUGAAAUAUGAAAAACAACCGCCCGUCUGCUGGAAGAGAUGGCAAACUCUGCUGGGCUGGUGGAGCUGCUCCUCUCUGCAAGCUCCUCCAGGCUGCCCAGGACUCAGACUAGCUAAGGGCAUUUAUUUAGCUAAGAGCAAGACCAGUCCUUGGAGAAUGCUCAGAUCCAGCCCGCUCUGCCCACUGAAGGUGCCACCUCUGCCUGCGGGCUGGAAGAGAGCGCGGGGUCUCCUUGCAGUCCCAGCUGGCGAGUGCUCCAAUGGGAGCGCCGAGAAUCCCUGUGCUCUGAGCACGGAGUCGCUGGGAUGAGCUGCCGGACCAUGUGUGUGUGCCCCGGUGCAGCCAGCAGGCAAACAUAUAUCCAAGAUAUAUGUGCCUGUGCUUGCAGGAGGCAGCUGAGGCCAGCAAGCCACCCGCAGGCUGCAGUCUGCAAGCUACAAAUCAUGAGCCCCGGCCCAAGAGGCAACAGCAUAAAUAGCGGCUUUGCCAACUUCUUCAAGACUCAAAAAAUCCCAUCAAAACCCCAGCAUCCCCAAAUAUUUACAUGCUGUCGCCACGGGGAUGAAUAAAAAUACAUCCCCGGCUGCAGGAAGCGCUUUCCAGCAGGGCUGGGGAGGCAGGAGGGAAGACGAAGGUGACUCCGUCCAGUGCCCGCUGUGAAGGGCUUCAUUUCCCCUCUGAACGGACUGGGAAAGCGGGCGGCUGAGCGGGCGCUCGCUGGGCAUCUCCGGUGGUGAGCAUAGGCUCUUACACCGGCAAGAAAGCGCCGCUGCAGCCUGCAAACGGCCCGGGCUGCUGUGCGAUGGGCAGGAGCUGGGCUGGGUGUAAUGCGGGUCCCCCCGUGCCCCAAGGCCACCUGCCCGUGGCCUGUGUCGCCGCCCC